Molecule: messenger RNA, 1180 nt
Organism: Olea europaea var. sylvestris
Lineage: Eukaryota; Viridiplantae; Streptophyta; Magnoliopsida; Lamiales; Oleaceae
Exons: 10
Coding region: 143-847 (234 amino acids)
Source: RefSeq, a predicted model, not a curated record
AAUGCCAGUCUGUCACUCUGUCUCCUCCAAUUGGGUUCUUGAUUUGUUUUUCCACUGGACAAAUCUCUCAUCUCUUUCUCUUCUUCUUACCCUGUCAAUUGAGAUUCUUUAUUUUUAACUAGAGAGAAAGAGAAAGGGAGACAUGAAUCCAAACUGGGAGUUGAAGGAUUGUUGCCAGCGUGAUCAAAAAGUCUUUCUUGCAACUAUUGGGGUCUUCACUGUCGUCAUUCUCGCUUUAUGGAGGACAUUUCUACUGACACCUUUUAAGCUCAUUACUGUAUUUCUUCAUGAAGCAAGUCAUGCAAUUGCUUGCAAGCUCACUUGUGGUGAGGUGGAGGGCAUGCAAGUCCAUGCAAAUGAAGGUGGGGUGACGCAAACACGCGGUGGUGUGUAUUGGCUGAUUUUGCCUGCUGGAUAUCUUGGUUCAUCAUUUUGGGGUAUGGUUCUCAUCCUUGCAUCAACAAAACUUCUCACUGCAAGGAUUGCUGCUGGGUGUCUUAUUCUCUCUCUUCUUAUUGUGCUCUUCAUUGCCAAAAAUUGGACGUUACGCGGGCUUUGCAUUGGAUUUAUCAUUUUUAUUGCCAUUGUAUGGGUUCUACAAGAGACGACUAAAGUUCGCAUUCUCCGCUAUAUUAUUCUCUUCAUUGGUGUUAUGAAUAGUUUGUUUUCAGUUUAUGAUAUAUAUGAUGAUUUGAUAUCUCGGAGGGUUCACUCUAGUGAUGCUGAGAAGUUUGCAGAACUUUGCCCCUGCCCUUGUAAUGGUGCUGCAUGGGGAGUAAUUUGGGGACUGAUAUCUUUCAUAUUUCUUUGUGGAGCUAUUUACCUUGGACUUGUCAUCUUGUCAUGAGGAUUCAUGGAUUUGUGUUUCAACUCUGGGAGAGCAGGAUCUUCUCAAAUUUUCAAUGAAUUUAUGUACAUCUACUUCAAUGGUCUCAUUCUUUUAUCCCUACUUAAUGCGAUUGACAUCUGUAAGUUUAGUUAUUUGGUGAAUGAUGACACUGUACAGCAGAAAUUCUUUCGACAGAGAUUUCAUCAUUGCUUGUGAAGAUGCCAUUUUCUGUCAAUAUAGUCCAUUUGCUGUGCAGGAAGUAGUUUAUCUAUUAGCAGCUCAGAUAUUUGGAUGCUUAAACGUAUUAUCAUUUCAGCUUGUCAAGAUUUUAUGUACAAAGGCGAUUCAGUA